Molecule: messenger RNA, 912 nt
Organism: Paraglomus brasilianum
Lineage: Eukaryota; Fungi; Glomeromycota; Glomeromycetes; Paraglomerales; Paraglomeraceae
Source: the annotation of a GenBank genome assembly
AUGGGACACAUUAUAUCAACUUGUAUGGAAUUCGCAUUCGACCGUCCCUCAUCUGUCUCCACACCGCCGGAUCAAGAGGAGAGUAAAUCUGUCUUUGCAAUCGGUGAAUCAAUAGAAGAAAUAUUGUAUCUUCAUCAUGUUGUAUUCAAACAUUUUUGGGGAAGAAACUAUGUCAGUCCGGUUGUGUUGAGUAAUGAGGAUGAAACGAAGCCAAAGCAAGUACUGGACCUUGGCUGCGCUACAGGCAUGUGGACCGUUGACAUGGCUUCGAUCUUACCGACAACCAAUUUCAUCGGCGUCAACCCGUUUGCCAUUUUCCCAAAGUCAGCACCGUCAAAUGUCUCGUUUUGUCGGCAAAACGUUUUAGAUGGUCUUCAAUUCGACGAUAAUUCAUUCGAUCUUAUACAUGAAAGGUUAUCACUGUCCGACUUUACAAAAAAACAAUGGGAAGAAAUUGUUAUACAAGAAAUUGUUCGAGUAUGUAAGCCCGGAGGAUGGAUCGAGUUUGUCGAGUCAGACGCCUGCAUUUGGAAUAAAGGAAGAGUGUUAAGAAGAAUUGGACACUCUUGUAAAAAGUUAUUUUUAGCAAGAGGCCUGGUUCCAAAUUUGGGUCAAUUUCUCCAAGUCCUACUUCGUAGCCACCCACAACUGACUGAUGUGCACUAUGUUGAGAAUGACAUACCGUUAGGGAAAAAGCAUGGAAAAUUUGGUGAGCUGGCUGUUAGAAAUUUAAUGCUAUCUUGGUAUGCAAUAAAAAUCCCUCUUUCUCAAACGAUGGGCAUAGCACCUGAACAUUUUGAAGCAAUUUUAGAAGCAUUUGUCAGCGAAGUCAACGUACAGGAUUUGUAUUGGAAGACAUAUAGAGUUUUUGCAAGAAAGAAAACACAAGAUGAAAUGAACGAAUAUUUGUAA